This is a messenger RNA of Xenopus tropicalis (tropical clawed frog), 1266 nucleotides long. Its product is annotated as CD209 antigen-like protein C. The transcript is spliced from 5 exons. Bases 133 to 810 code for a protein of 225 amino acids. Gene Ontology annotation, molecular function: carbohydrate binding. The record is from RefSeq and is a predicted model, not a curated record. Lineage: Eukaryota; Metazoa; Chordata; Amphibia; Anura; Pipidae.
GUACAAGAGGUGUUUCCUGAUUUAAUAUUUUAAUCAUUUGCAGACACCCCUUUGAAGAAGCUUGCUGCAUCCAAGAGACACCAUCUACUUGUGGUACUCACCUGUGGCAUCCUUUUGCUCUGCUCCAUAGUGAUGACUGUAAUGUAUAUCUUGACAUCUGUUAAUCUUCACAAAGCAUCAGAGGAAUACAAAGCUCUUAAUUCCAUCCUUCUGCAGCUCCAGGCAGAGUCUGAAAAGCUUCAUCUCAAGUUCCUGAGAUGCAUCCCCUGCAGCAGCCAAGCUUGUGAACUGACAAAGAGCUCAAACAGUCUGAAGUGCUCUAUGUGCCCCGAAGGAUGGCUGAUACAUAAUGCAAGCUGUUACUAUUUCUCCAAAGAGCAGCUGGCAUGGGAACAGAGUAAGAACGCCUGUGAGUCCCGGGAUUCCAACCUUCUGAUUAUAAACAGCCUGGACGAGCAGAAGUUUAUCACUAAGAAUCGAAAGUGUGGAAAUUUCUGGAUGGGCCUCAACGACCUGCAAAAAGAGUCAGAAUUCAGAUGGGUUGAUGGCAGUGCAGUGGAAGUGAGGUACUGGAGUAAAUGGCAACCUGAUAAUUACAGAGAUGCGGAACAUUGUGCUACAAUAGGAGACAUCGGUUGUGCCAUAAAUGAUGAAAACUGGAACGAUGAUAGGUGUGAGAAUCCCUAUUUGUAUGUUUGUGAGAAGGGAGCAGAGACUGUGCUGGACUUGGGUAAUAUAUCAGGAACGAUAAGAAGCCAUUCAUCACAAUCUUUCCCACAGCAAGAACGCUAUUACAGACUUCUUCAGUAGCAAUAAUGUUUAUGCCAAAUAAACUGUAUCUAGUUACAAAUCAACAAACAAGGCCAGAAUUAUGGGAUUAAAGACUAAAUGAAACUGCUUAAAUUACAAUUUGACAGAUGGAUAACAGAUGUGUUGGAAUAACUUGCAGCCCAUGAAUCCCCCUCUUGGCUUCCUCCACAGGGGCUCCAGCUAGAAACUACUGAGAAGUGCUUCUCUGUGGGUGUUGGAAGAUGGUAAACUCUGUUUCCUUUCUUUGCCACAUGAACUAAACACUUGGCAGGACAAUAGAAACAAAACAGCACCUAUAACCUGAUUGGGAUUCAAAGGGUGGAAAUUGAGUAACAAGUUUAAUAUUUAUGUCUCAUACUUUAUGUGCCAGAUAUAUUUAACUUCAGUCUAUUUACAGCAUACUGUAUGUUGGUGUCCUGGCAGUUGUCAAACAAGUAUUAUUAUUAUUUUGGACUA